Messenger RNA from Epithele typhae, 465 nucleotides. RefSeq names its product DNA binding methylated-DNA-cysteine S-methyltransferase. Gene Ontology annotation, biological process: DNA repair. The transcript has 3 exons. The coding region runs from base 1 to 465 and encodes 154 amino acids. NCBI's taxonomy places the organism in Eukaryota, Fungi, Basidiomycota, Agaricomycetes, Polyporales, Epitheliaceae. The record is from RefSeq and is a predicted model, not a curated record. Gene Ontology annotation, molecular function: catalytic activity.
AUGUACAUUCGCAUCCUUCUUGAAGGCAGGCCUCGCCCGGCUUACAAGUCUCGUACGGCUUUCCAGGUAUAUCAAGUAAUACGGCAGAUACCAGCUCAGCGUGUCACAACGUACGCAGGACACAUCGCAAAGCUAGUCGGGAUGCCUGCUUACUCGAGACAUGUGGGACAGGCGCUGAAGUUCCUGUCUCCCGAUGUAAACCCUCCAAUCCCUUGGUACCGCGUUGUCUCGUCAACCGGCGCAAUAUCAUCCCGUGGACCUGGGACCGACGGUGCGACGCGCCAACGAGAUAGCCUCCUCGCAGAGGGCGUCGACGUCACCACCACUCGCGGCGGUGAUUUCAAAGUCGACCUCAAGACGUAUGGCUGGUUCCCCGCCGUUGGCUCGGUUGACUUGGGCGACUACGCAGAUCAAUCUGGGUCUGAGGACGAAGAUGGGGAACCAGAGGACGGGGAAGAAUCAUGA